AUGGGGAGCUGCCAGGAGCCCCGGGCAGUGCAAUGGACUCAGCCAAUGCAGGCAGCGAAGCGAGAGACUCUCCAGUACUGUGAAUACCUGCACAACGGGAGCCACAUCUGGGCUGUGACCCUGACAUGUGAGAAGUGCUACGGCUCAGCGGACACGUGCCAACCUGCUAAAGAUACCUGCACAGUAACGAAGGGUACAGGCGGGUGCAUCUCAGGGGUUAGAGAAUCUACACUGGGUGAGACACCGAGCACUGUCUUCUACAAAGAAUGUAUAGAUGUUUAUAAUAGUGGCAUAAAAUCUCCCCUCACUUUUACUGGCGGGGCCGGCAAGUAUGUGAGGAUCAACACCACACGAUGCAACGACACGGAUAACUGUAACUCGGCUGUACUGGCAGUGCCCACGGAGAACGCCACCAAGAACGGGCUGCAGUGCCCAACCUGUUUUGAUCUGAAGUCCAAUAUCUGCAACGGCCCAAUCGCCCUUUGCACAGGGGACGAGACCUAUUGCAUCGAUUUCACGGGAACGAUACUGAACGGUUCAUCUCCUUCACCAUUUGCUGCAAAAGGCUGCGCUACUGCGUCUGCUCAGGACAUUAAACCUGGAACCUUCCUGGCUUCAGGACCCUUCAUAUACCUCUUUUCACGGGCAACCUACGUUCCGGCGGAGAAAACACCCACCACCCCCUCCUCCCCUACAAAUGCCACCCUCCUCAAAACAACCCGCAGUGGGGCCAGCCCGGCUCUGGGGAAAUUCUCCUUUGCCCUCUACCUGCCUGGCCUGACUGGGCUGCUGCUGGUGAAGCUGCUCUCCUGACCCCGCCCGGCACGGCCCACGCAGCACCUGGUGCCUGUGAAUAAAGGCCUGAAGUCCCAGCUGCCCCCCUUCGAGGCCUCUCCGCGCUGCCGGGCGAUGCAGAGGGGCCGCUGCAUAGCCAAGGGUCUGCCCAGCGUAUGGGUGUGUGUCUGUCCCGGUACCUCACGGCUGGCUGGAA
Messenger RNA from Trachemys scripta elegans, 991 nucleotides. Its product is annotated as phospholipase A2 inhibitor and Ly6/PLAUR domain-containing protein-like. Bases 1 to 813 code for a protein of 270 amino acids. The record is from RefSeq and is a predicted model, not a curated record. Lineage: Eukaryota; Metazoa; Chordata; Testudines; Emydidae. The transcript is spliced from 5 exons.